This is a messenger RNA of Caenorhabditis remanei, 3681 nucleotides long. RefSeq lists its product as uncharacterized. Gene Ontology annotation, cellular component: cytoplasmic vesicle membrane; plasma membrane. Gene Ontology annotation, biological process: molting cycle, collagen and cuticulin-based cuticle; endocytosis. The coding region runs from base 1 to 3681 and encodes 1226 amino acids. The record is from RefSeq and is a predicted model, not a curated record. The transcript is spliced from 20 exons. Lineage: Eukaryota; Metazoa; Nematoda; Chromadorea; Rhabditida; Rhabditidae.
AUGUCCUCUUACUUUGGCGCCUCUGGUGCCUUGGGGCCUGAUCACGUAUCCCGACAAAGUCCAGCCGCAAUCAGGUUUCAGAGAAAAACUUCCACAGGAUCAGCACCGUCAGUUCCACCUCCAUCAGUACCUCCACCGGAGAGCAGUGCAGACGAAGAAGAGCCAAGAACAAGCUCAAACAAUAAUUAUUCGUCGACAUCUACAGUAGCUGCUCCAGUUAGAGAACCAACUAGAGUCUCAACUCUGAAAAGAGAAGAAAAAGAGAAAAAACAAAAAGAACGCAUGGAAAAAGAGAGAAGAGAAUUAGAAGAAAAGAGAGUUAAAGAAGACGAAAUGAAGAAAGAAGAGAAUAAUCUGAAUACAACAACUCAUCCAACACUUGGAGAACGAACGAGUUAUGUAGAAGAGCCUCCAUCAACGACGACAACUUUGGAUCGGAGAGAUCGGAAAGCUGAAAAAGCAUUGGUGCGAAGGAUCACGAAUGAAAUGCAAAUGGCUACAUAUGUUCAACAAAUAGAUUUAUCGACAGUGAAACAACCAGUUGGUGCAUAUACGCAAGGUGUCUACAGAAUCAGAGCGUUUCGAUUCGCUGAAGCAAUAUUCCGUCGAACAUUCUGGACACUCGGAAAGUUUAUUGCAAACCAAAAGAUGUUCUCAAUACUCGUAGCUCUUUUCUGCUUUGCGAGUUCUUUCAUUCUGCCUAGUAUUCACAGAGAACAAAUUUAUAUCGACCUUCCAUUCAAUCAUCUUCUCGGUUCUGAUAGUGAUGUAAUCUCAAAUGGAAUUGGAAUUACAACCAAAAACCAAGAGUUUAAUUCUUCAAAUCCGGCAUUUUCAUGUAUGAAAUGGCGAGACAACAACCGUUUUGCAGUGCUUCUUAAGACAAUGACGUCAAGAGAUACAAUCCUAAGAAAAGAUGCAGUUUUAGCCUACACUGCUCUCAAGAAGAAAUUAGAUCAUUUUCCAGUUGAGAAGAGAGAAUUUAUGAAUCAAUGCUCAUUGGAAUGUGAAACUGAUAAAGAUAUGGUUGAUAGAAUUAUCAAGAAAAGUCCACAAGUUGCACUCACUUAUCCAGAAACAUUUGUGAGUAUGAGCAAGGACUCAACUAAUCUGACACGUGUCUAUCUUGGUGCAUCAAUUGGAGGAGUUGAAACAGAUACAGAUGGAGCUAUUUCGAAGGCGUCUUCACUUUUGAUGAAUUUCGAAUUGAAGAAUGAUUUGACUGGAAAAGAGCAUAAUUCAUGGCACAGACAUUUCGAGGAACAGACGAGACUCACCACUGCUCCAAAUAUUUCUUUGAUGUCGUGGUCUCCAGAAACAUUCAAAGAUGCUGUCGUUUCGUCACUGAAGGACCAGUAUUGGUGUCUUCAAUUCUGUCUCAUCAUUCUAUUCGUUUUCUGUCUCAUCUGUUCGUUUGGUGCUAAUGCAUACAAGUCGAAGCCAUGUCUUGGUAUCAUGAUAUUCAUCACAAUUUCCGCCGUUUCAAUCACAGGUUUUUCAAUGCAAUUCUACAGAAAUCUUCCAGUUGAUCCAUUGGUUUAUCCAAUUUGUUUUGUAACAAUUGGAAUCGGUCUUCUCUGGUUAUUCCAAUUACACUUGAGCUGGUCUCGAUAUUCAUCUGCAGCCGUCCAUCCAACUGAAAAAAUUGCGUUCAUUUUGGCCCACGAUGCUCCAGGAAUUGCUGCUAGUGCAGUUGUCAUUGUCCUGACAUUCCUUGCAAUGGGAGCUGCCAUUCAGAAUGGACAUAUGGUUUCAUCGUUCCUUGGUAUUGCCUCUUCUGUUGCUAUUCUUCUAGUCUUCACUGUUUGUUUCAUCUCUGUCUUCGUGUUCAUUGGUGGAAGUCGUGAAGCUCGCGGCGUCAAAUGGUAUCAAAUUUUCAAGACAGGAGAUACUCAUUUCACUGCUCCACAACUUGCUUCUUUCGAUUCUGCGUCUCUUUUCUCUCUUCAUGAUCGUCUUCUUGAUUCUCGUCCAUGUGCUUCAAGAGCCAUCGGAGCAUUCGUUAUCAGCCCAAAAAUCCGCUAUCCAAUUCUUGUUUUGUGCACCGCCUAUGUGUUCUUUGCCAUCUACGGAUUCUAUAAUACUGGAAUUGACAUCAAAGAAGAAUAUUUCCUUCCAUCCGGAUCAUCGGAGAAAACAUUCAUCGAACAAUACAGAGAACAAUUCGGAAAAACAACUCAAUUCAUUGAAUUGACAAUUGAAAGCAACAUUGAAUACCACGAUCAUAAUGUUCAAAACAAUAUUUUCGAUAUUAUGGACUUUGCAAUUGCGGAAGGAUAUGCCACGAGAGCUGUCAACUGGCUUGCCGAAUUCGCGAAAUUCGAAAAAGCGAGCAUUUACGAUGUGAAUCCGGAUACUUUCGUGCCAGUCGUCAAUCUCGUUUUUCUUCCAUCAGAAACAUAUAGAAAAUACACUUCGGAUAUUGUGAUGGAUCGUUUCCAAACUCAAAUUAUUAAAUCGAGAAUGUAUUUGGAGCUAACUGCAAAAGGAUUCUCUGAGAGAGCAGCAUUUGUGGAUACAAUUCUGAAGAAGGCUGCUACGAAGGGAAUUCCACUUUCUGUUGAUAUUCCAUCUUCAAUGUCUCUUCGUCAUGAUAUCAGUGUUUGUACUUCUGGAAUGGUUGCAUUUGGAGUGGCUAUCCUCAUGUUGUUCAUUCUUUCAUUGCUUCUUCUCGGUCAACCAGCUCUUACUGUUCUCCUAUUAGUUACUUCUAUAGCAGUACUCGUCGAAACAGUUGGAUACGCAUAUUUCUGGUCUGUUCCCAUGAAUAUCGUCACUCUUACGAUGGCUCUGGCUGGAAAUGCGUUGACUUGUGUCAUUGUAAUGGCAUUCUGUUAUAGUUAUUCAAUGUCUGGAAAAUCACAAAUUCGUGCAGGAGUGAGAAUUCAAUACACUUUCCAGGCUACUCUUGUCCCAGUUCUUCUUGCUUGCAUUGUUCCAGUCAUUACGUUCCUCCCACUUCUUUAUGUUGAUGUUCCAGUUGUCUACCAUCUUUGCAAAAUUAUUGUACUCAAUGCAGCUGCAUCUCUUAUCAAUUAUCUUUUCUUCUUGCCAAACUUGAUGGUCGCAUUCUCUGAACGUUUCGGUUUCUCGUGCACCUCAUUGAAUUGUGCUGAACUAUGCUGUGAUAUGGAUGAUGAAUCUUCAAUAUAUUAUAUUCCAACAGGAGGACGUGCAAUCCAUCCAGAAGGUCUUUAUCAUCAUCCAUCAUACACUUAUACAGUACCGAAACCCCUCAUGAAUGCUCCUCCACCGCAUUAUCUUGCUAUUGCUGCUCCACCAGUCAACUCAAUAUAUGGACAAACGGAAUAUUCAUCAAGAGGAGAAUUGAAGAGAGAAUCUAGAAGACAUCGAAGACAUAGUGAAUCGGGAGCAUCUGAAACUGAUGGAACACCAAGAAGAGACCGAGAAUCUAGAAGACGUCGACAGAGAAGAGCAGUUAGUAGAGAUAGUGAAAUUUAUGAGGAUCUUCCGAGUCCGAGAGUAGUAACAUCAUCUCGCUCAACAUCUCCACGUCGACAACAACCAGGAAGUAUGCGUCGUCAAAAUCAUCCAUCAGGUUCAUCGAAUCCACGUCCACAGGCAUUCCAUUACGAUGAAGGAGCUCAAUGGCGUCCUUACGUGCAGCCAUCUCCUUAUAUGUUCUAUCCAGGACCAGUUUAUGGACAACAAAGGCGCUAG